Messenger RNA from Rangifer tarandus platyrhynchus (Svalbard reindeer), 477 nucleotides. The record is from the annotation of a GenBank genome assembly. Lineage: Eukaryota; Metazoa; Chordata; Mammalia; Artiodactyla; Cervidae.
AUGAAUCUGGAUAUCUAUUUCCUCUUUUAUUUUUUUGGGAAACGAGAGGUAAGCAAGACAGCCGAAGACAAAUCACAACACAGGCAUCCGUGGAAACAGCAGGGUCCCCUCGACAGGCAAGGGGAACGGACACGGUUGAGGGUGAACAAAAGAGGACGCCCAGGAUACGAGGCUGUCGUUAGUUUUUCUCUGAAGUGCCUGAAGGUAGGAAACGGGCCAGGGGUCUGGACCGACUGGGCCCCGCCACGGCCACGCCAGGCAGAGCGGCCAGCGGACCUGCACCCCCAUCCACGCCGGCCAGGACGGCCUUCCAUGCGGGAUGACGAGACUGCGAAAACCCACAUGUGCUUCCUUCCCCGACGCGGCCCGCUCCUCGGGGCCCCCGCCCUUCCCCACGCCAUCCUGCGCCCCUCGCCCCCUCUCCCACCAUGGAAUCUAAGACCUUUCAGCCGGCCGAGCCAGAGGCGGGGGUCCUAA